Prorocentrum cordatum is the source of this 3972-nucleotide messenger RNA. The record is from the annotation of a GenBank genome assembly. Lineage: Eukaryota; Dinophyceae; Prorocentrales; Prorocentraceae.
ACACAGUCCCCCUUUUCCCUGCAGAGAAACAGCGACCCCCUUGAGCCACGGACUACAGACAUCUGGCUCAAGGCCCAACAGCAACGCGCGCGAGGGACCGCGCCGCCCCCAGGGCUCUUCCGUAGGUUGCUCAGCGCAGCGCACCGGCAGCGCCCAUGGAAUACGUGGGGGCGCAGGAGAGGACGGAGGCCGAGACGCUGCUGGAUGCCGACCCCUCCGAGAAGUCGCCCGCGGCCCCGGAGCCUUCGCCAGGAGGCCGCGAGUGCUUCGACGGCGGCGCGCAGGCGGCUUCGGGCAGGCCGCUGCGGAUCGCCUGCGCCGUGUUGGUCGUGGCCGCCGCCGCCGCCGCGGCGGUGGCCUUCGGCGUGGCCGCGGGGACCAGGCACACGCGCCGCCAGCGGAUCCCGGAGGGGGCGGUCCGCGCCUUGCCAGUUCUUCGGGUCCUCCAGGACGGCGAUCCUUGCAGGACGCUGUUGUCGCUGGACAGGCAGAGGACCAGCCAGGGCCCCGGCGGCUUCCUUGGCAUGAUCCAGGGGGUGCUGGGCCGCCUGUUCGGGGACUCGCAGGACACGGAGUGCACGUCCGAGGGCCUGGACGGCGGCUCAGACUGCUCCGCCUGGGGCCAGAACUGCGUGAGCGCGGGAUGCUGCAAGGACGAGGGGUACCAGUGCUACCGGAAGAACCUCACAUACGGCAAGUGCCUGCCCAGCUGCUCACCCGACGCCCCCAGCUUCUUCGAGGACGUGCCAGACAAAUGGACGUGCGGGGAAGUGGGCGUGCGCACGGCCGGCAAGGCCAAGGUGCGCGUCGCCAGCGCGCCGAGAUGGGUGCCCAUGACGUGCGCCAAAGCCGAUUUCGACUGCUCCGCGUCCAAGUGCUGCUCGGAGCCAGGCCAGCAGUGCUACGAGCAAGCGGGUGGCGAGGGGCGCUGUCGUUUCGACUGCGAGGCGGGCCCCAUCGAGGUCGAGGGGCGGACGCGUGACUGGACCUGCAGCGUCCUUGGGCCAGGGCCUCCGAAGGAGGCCGUCACGGACGGCAUUGUGAGCAGCGGGGGCGGCAAGAACCCCGUGGCUUGCUCCAAGGACGGCGAGGACUGCGGAAGGAGCACCUGCUGCCAGGAGCCAGGCACGAUGUGCUACGUGAAGAACUCGUCGUUCGCGCGGUGCAUGGCGAGCUGCCCCCCGCCGCCGGACUUCAGCCAAAACUCCUCCGUGGCCGACACCUGGGACUGCGCGCCCAUCGGCCCGCGGACCAAGGGCGAGGCAGUUGUCAAGCCAGCCAAGGACGACUUGACGUGGGACGAGUUGCCAAGUUGGGUGUUUACCCGGUGCUCCGGCACGGCCGAGAACUGCGCCAGUAGCCAGUGUUGCAAGGAUCCCGACAUGCAGUGCUACGAGCAGGAGCCUGGCUCGGCGUUUUGCAAGCCGCUGUGCCUGAAGGGCAUGGUGGAGGGCGGCAAGCCGUGGGGGUGCAAGGAGAUCGGAACCCGCACUCCCAAGAGGUGCCCAAAGUGCGCCGCGAAGAAGAGCGCGCCGCCCACCGUGGUGAUCCCCUUCUUCGAGCGCGACCUGUGCAAGUUGAAGUACACGGCGAAGUCCAUCUCGGUGAACGACCCGCACAAGUUCCUUGGCGAUGUCGUGCUGAUGUGGGUCUCCAAGAGGCAUACCUGGGAGUUCCAGGGCCAGAUCGACGAAAUCCUCAACAGCCUGAAGGAAACGCGCGAGGCUCGCAUCGAGGACUUCACAGACAAGAUGUCCCAGGCGGGCUUGCCAGGCUGGCACUCGCAGCAGAUCGUCAAGCUUAAGGCGGCGUCCGUGGUCGAUUCCGAUUACUACAUCGUCUUAGACUCCAAGAACACGAUCAUACACCCGCUGGAGAAGGACCCGUUCUUCACACCCUGCGGCCAGGCGAUCAUCCAGGCGGAGUGGUCCUCGUCGGCAAUCGUCGAGCCGCACAUCGACUGGUACGACAGGUCGGCCAGGGCCCUGGGCGUGAAGUCCCCGAGGGACGCUGGCGCGUGGGACGACGCGCUGCUGUGGCCGGCCUCGAUCACGCCCAUGGUCAUGCACAAGCAGAGCGUGCUGGACAUGCUGAGCAAGUUGGGCGAGGGGUCGGACCUGGGGAGGCUCUGCGACGGCAACCUCUGCGGCCUCAUCGGCGCCUACGCGGGCCACGGCCACGGGGCCACGGAGUUCACCCUGUACACGCUGUACGUGUACGACAUGAUCGAGAGCGGCCAGUUCGAAUGCAUCCACGCCGUCGAGCCCGUCCUGGGCUUCGAGAUGACGUACAGCGACAAGUGGUACAGCGAGCUCCAGGCGAAGAUCGUGAAGGCUGGACUCAAGGCGAAGCCGUCCCAGCUGGCGGUCUCCAACAAGGACGGGUGGCCCGUGCUCUGGUCCCCCGACGACGACGACAGCUCGAUCCCCGAUGAGGAUCAGUGGCCGCUGACGUUCACGGACGUCACCCGCAAGUGGUCCGCCGCGAUCUGGCGCGGGGAGGCGGCGGACAAGUACCGGCUGGUCAAGGAGAACCUCCGCACGCUGUCCCUGAUCCAGCAGAACGGUACCAAGAUGUUCCCGCUGAUGUUCGGAGCACAGCCCGCGUCCUUGGCGGUGAUGAACGAGGAGGAGAAGGACGAGGCCAUCCGGGACAUCAUCGCGCUCUACGCCGAUGCGGACCUGCUGGACGACGCGGAGCAGGACAUCAUCGGCUGUGUCGUGGGCUACGUCAACUGACCGCGCGCGCAGCCGCGGGUGCCGCCACCCCCCCGGGGCCGCCCCCCCCCCCCGGCGGCGGCACAGGCGCGCAGGGCCUCGGCGCGGCGCCGGCCUCCCGAGACGGCCCUCGCCGCCGCCGCCGUGGGCCCCGAAGAAGAGCAAGCUGCAUAGACACUACACUCGGGAGCUCCGCGCGGGUUUUUUCAUUGCGCUCUCUUCCCAGCGCCGCGGCGUGCCGCUGUCUGGCCGCCCAGCAGUGCACUGCGCGGGGACAAGACCGUCAACAGUUCAUGUGUUGAUGCAGUUUUGUUUCCUCCGCUUCUGGCUUGCGAGUGCCGCUGUUUCUGCUGCGCCGCGCCCACUUCAGAUAUACUGUCUGCGCCUCCCCGACCAAGAGGGUGCGAGGUGCUGUAGCGAGACUCGUCCAUGCUCGUCCUCCUCGUUCUCCUUGGCGAUGGCGUCGUCCUCGCCCUAUCGGCCACCCCUCCUCCCCCGAGCUCCGAGACUCUGGCAGGCUCGCUCGCAUCGAGCGAGGAUGGCCGCACUCAGCCGCGGGCGCCGCCCGUCCGGCGCUGCUCCGUAUUCGACUGCAUGUGCUCGCGGUGCCCCCGCCUGCCCCCGCGCCAACGAUGCGCGUUUUUCUUACACUUAGCAUGUCUGCGAAUGCAGACGUCUUGCAUGCAGAUUGGCGCUCUGGCCAGCGCUAUCGGCUCCGCUUUGACUGCCAGUGCGGCUAGAGGCAGCACGGAGACGGAUUCGGACCCGUUGCGCACCCACAGGUGCUAGCAGCGAAUAUCCUCCUUCAUAGAGUUAGCCCGGCUGUUCUGUCAACGGCGCCCGCAUGCUGCUGGUAACUAUUGCAGUGGCAGUCGACAUUGAGCCCGGCGUCUCACCUGCUUGUUCAUGUUCCAGUCCAGCCAAUUAGCUCUAUGGGCGCAUCGUGCCCCAUUUCUUCCGCGCCAGCAAAUCGUGCGCUGGAUCGGAAAAAAAAUAUUCGGCAACGACGCUACAGCUACCGGCGCUUUGACCACCCAGUUCGACCAAGCCAUGGGUGGAACCGCCUGUCGACCUACAGUGGGGCAGAACGCUUGCUGACGGGAUUGGCGCAUGUAUUGCUACGAUCCACUACAGCGUUUUGAACAUGCUCCCGAAGAUCCCGUUCUCCAAAAACGCAGAGAUCAGGAUCACCGAGAGCACCAAGGACUACGCCGCUGAGAAAGCCGAGCGAGUAGUUACUCCAACUAGAUCACAU